GAGCGAUCUUUUUUGUCGUUUUAUUUUGAAAGAGAUUCACCGGACAUGCUCAUAGAUUGACGCUGCGGCGCCGAGAGGAGCUGUGAUUGGGAAUAGGUUGAGAAAGACUGCUUCCCCUGUCGACAGCCUCUCCGCGAGCAGGAGGACGUUUUAAACUUUUCACCUCACAUUUCGCAUCACUUCAUCAGUCUUUUUGUCUUCUUUUAAAGCCGGCUCCGCCUCGGACCAACUUGUCAUGAGCACCGCACGAUAAAGCGUCGGGUUUGGAAGAGGGGAAGAUGCCUCAUGGAUCACUCCAUCACCUCCAGAGCGCCAGUUCAGGGCAUCCCAAACGCCGAAUAACAAAGACAUGCCGAGGUUCAGCGUCAAGUGGAUGGUUGCGGCGCUGCUGAUUCUCGUGGUCGGCGGCGCUUUCUUCUUCUGCGAGUAUCUCAUCUAUUUCCCGACCAUCGUCAAGUGCGCCUGGCCGAGGAUCAGCCAUGCACGGGGCGGAGAGGGCAUCGACGGAUCCGCGGUCCGCGCUAUGGUGCUGUCGGACACCCACCUCCUCGGAGCCGUCGGGGGGCAUUGGUUUGACAAGCUGAGGCGGGAAUGGCAGAUGGAGAGGGCUUUCCAGACCGCUCUGUGGCUGCUCAGGCCCGAAAUCGUGUUUAUUCUCGGGGAUAUCUUCGACGAAGGCAAGUGGAGCUCGCAGAAGCACUGGGAGGACGACGUGCGGCGCUUCCACAGGAUGUUCCGACACUCCACCGACACCGAACUGGUCGUACUGGUCGGGAAUCACGACAUCGGCUUCCAUUAUGAGAUGGACUGGUUCAAGCUGCAGCGCUUCGAGAAGGUCUUCAACGCCUCGUCCACCAGGGUCGUCACCAAGAAGGGAGUCAAUUUCCUGCUGGUGAACAGCGUGGCCCUGCACGGCGACGGGUGUCCCAUCUGCCAGUCGGUGGAGAAGGAGCUGAUCAAACUCUCCAGAGACCUCAACUGUUCUCUUCAGAACUCGCAGUCGACCAGCGGGGCGACGGACGGCUGCGAGGGCUCGAAGGUCUACCCUCCCACACCGCCCAUCAUGUUACAGCACUACCCUCUGUACAGAGUGAGCGACGCCGGCUGCACAGGACUGGACGCUGCGCCGCCUGAAGAGCGACACCUGCUGUUCAGAGAGAAGUAUGACGUGUUGUCAAAGGAGGCCUCGCAGAAGCUGCUACAGUGGUUUAAGCCCCGUCUCAUCCUGAGUGGACACACCCACAGUGGAUGUGAGGUUCUCCAUGACAACAAGUACCCGGAAAUCAGCGUGCCGUCCUUCAGCUGGAGGAACAGGAACAACCCGAGCUUCAUCCUGGCGUCGGUGUCGCCCGGCAGCUACGCUCUGUCCAAGUGUUUCCUGCCGGAGGAGAGCACGGUGAUCAGCGUUUACUGCACGGCCGGCGCCUGCCUGCUGCUGCUCUUCCUGGCUCACUGUCUGUGGAUGAAGGGCCUGCUGCAGUGCCUCAGCCUCUGCCUGCUGGGGAAGCACAAGUCUCUGUGAACUGCAUUACCCAGAGUGCACCAUGGAGCAGAAAUACUUGUUAAAUACUUGAUGUGAGGACGCGCAAACGUUCCUCCUCAGGACGGGUCCAAAAUCUGUUCGUCGGUUUGUUUGUCCAAACUGUCCUGCAGCACUGUGAAGGUCAUGAAUGUAUAUUUUAAUUGUCUUUGAAAAGGGACUUUGGAAGUUUUAUUUCUGCUGGCGGUGACGGUGGUGUUUGUUUUACCCUCCCUGGGAGCGCCGGAGGGGCGGGUGGAGCCGAUCGCCAUGUGAAAAUUAAGCGUGAAGUGACUGAAUUGUUGAAUUAUUUUAAAGUGCACACACGUGGCAUUAAGUGAGACAAAUCAAACAGGUACAUAUGUAAAUAGUAACUGAUUUGAGGUGAAGUCAGGUGGUGGUUCUUGUCUUUUCACUCUGAUGUUAAACUGAUCAUCUGUUUGUUCCUGUCGUUGACGUCCGAUGCUCCAUCCGGGUUUUCUCGUUUUUAUGACGCGUAUCUGAAUAAGCUGAACAUAUUUAUUUCUGACUUUCUGUGCCAAAUGUUUGUGAGGGGUUUUUUUUUGCCAAAAUUGUCAAAAUGUUUCUGACAAAGUGUACAUAAUAAAUCAGAAUCUCAAGGUCCG
Molecule: messenger RNA, 2145 nt
Organism: Scatophagus argus
Lineage: Eukaryota; Metazoa; Chordata; Actinopteri; Scatophagidae
Gene: mppe1
Product: metallophosphoesterase 1
Exons: 9
Coding region: 350-1522 (390 amino acids)
Biological process (GO): endoplasmic reticulum to Golgi vesicle-mediated transport; GPI anchor biosynthetic process
Cellular component (GO): endoplasmic reticulum-Golgi intermediate compartment
Molecular function (GO): phosphoric diester hydrolase activity
Source: RefSeq, a predicted model, not a curated record